Messenger RNA from Actinia tenebrosa (Australian red waratah sea anemone), 8170 nucleotides. RefSeq names its product dynein axonemal assembly factor 8. Lineage: Eukaryota; Metazoa; Cnidaria; Anthozoa; Actiniaria; Actiniidae. Gene Ontology annotation, cellular component: axonemal microtubule. The record is from RefSeq and is a predicted model, not a curated record.
AAGAUGGCGUCAUGCAAGGAAGAUUUGUUGUGAAGAAAACCCAAAAGGACCUUCAAAUGAAAGAAAAUGAACAASUUCUCCUCCCUAAAAUCCCGUUCUGAAACCUCCUAUCAAUUUUUCCACUACUAAGCUAUGAGUUAGUGCUUCUUUUUUUGCUUGAAUUUUGUCAAUAUGUAUUCCAGCGACGAAAGCGACGAAGAAGAAACUUGUCCCUCUGACUUGUACAGAAGUCCYGUUGCAGGACUCAAGCCCGCUUUGGACAGUAUUUUUGCAGAAGUGCAGGCUAAUAUUCCUAUUAUUGGCUCAGACAGCGACUCUGAAGUUGACAGUGAUGACGAACCAGUUAUCUUCAACAGAAGUGGUGACCUGACCUCUCUCUCUACCUUAAAGGAUCUUUCCUCAGCUUUUACAGAAGUUCACAAGGAGUUACAGAAAGAAACAUUGCCGCUAGAUGAUUCAGUUGGCCUAAAAGAUGAACCCAAGAUCUCUUCAACAUCAACUGAUAGUGGGCUGUCUCUGCAUGGUGAUCUUGAUAGAAGUUUUAACAACCAUGUAUUCAAGGCAAGCGAUGAAGAUCAGGAUGACGAGAAUACCAUCGAUUCUAAUUCUACCACUGAGUCUAGUUUUCAAACAGCAGAAAAUGGAACAAAUGCAGUAUCAAGCAAUAGAGAUUCUAGUAAUCAUUCACAAGACUCAGUUGGGUUGAGCUUCUCACAUCUGGCWAACAUUGACUUUGAUGACCUUAUGAAACGUGUGAAUGAAGUGACAGUUUCUUGGUCAUAUGAACAUCCACUGGAACUUGAUGAUAUUAAUAACAAUGACGCAGAUUCUGAUGACAGUGAUGAUAGUGACAACAGUGAUGCCAGUGAUGAGUUAAUGAGACAGCUUGUUAAUUUGAGCCAGAGACAACAAGAGGAGGCUGUUACAGCAUCAAAUUCCACGACACUCAGCGGCACCAACAACACUCUGUCACCAGAUACAAACGUCGGUAUCCAACAGCAACAAGACUCUAAAACCAAGGAAUUUGGUGUCCAAGCUGACAGCACACAUAGUGAUGCUGGUAUGAUGGCUGUCAGUUCUAUGUCCUCUGUUGGAGUUAGUACUUCUUUUGGGUCUCUAAGCUACGGCAUGGACAUGGGUAUGGAUUUUCAGAGAAGAGCCUCAAGAUCUGAAGAAAGAGGAACUAUAUUUAUUGAUUUACGUAACCAGAAGAUUGGAUCCCAGAAACCAGAAAAGGCUAACUUGGCAUAUUCAAGUUCCAUUCAAAGAAUCAUGGGUUUUGGUGAAGAAGACAGUUCAUCAAGCAGUUCUGAAGACGAAAAUGACAUGGAAUUAUGGCACGAGCAGCGAAGACGAAUAAAACAAGCACUCGCAGCCGGAAACCAAGCACACGGAACAAACACAGUAAAGUCACGACCCAUGAAAAACACCACAGAUGCGUGCGAGUCAGAAACCAAGGCUGAUGAUAGGGAAACGAGAUCACUGAAUUUGCAUCAAGAGAAAAAUGGAAAAGAGAUAAAAGCAGAAAAACGUUUGGAGAUCAAACAUUCUUUUGGUGAAAAAAAAUCGGCCGAGAAGAGUGAGGAGUCGAAAUCAAACGAUGGUGAUGAAUACGAUGAUGAUGAUGAAUACGUUAUGAUAAAGAUAGAUGAAUCCUCGCCUAACAAGAAUGUAGCAGAGUUUGUUUCCAUCGAAUCGCGAGAACACGAAACUGUUCUUUCGACAGUGGCAUCACCUGAGCCCAAGCCUAUUGAAAAUGCAAAACAAGAUGAUUCCAGGGCUGAAGAAGUUAACAAAAGGAUAGCUUCGAUGCUUCUUGCUAACAAAGAUCUAGAGUCUGAGGUAAUGGUGACUGGGAGGAAAGAAGCUUGGGUGGAGAAUGAGACAGAGAAAGGAGGCUCCGAGCAGAGGAAAUCUUUACCAGACGAAAAGCGUGUAAAACCCGAAAACAUUAAGAGAUCUGUUAAGAAAGACGAAGUGGUGAACAUAAGGUCUGAUAGCGAAGAAACCCAACAGAAAAGAACAGAUGAGAUGAUAAAGGAASAGAAGCAAGAAGAAAGCAUCAAAGAGACUGGUAGCAAAGAGAAAGAAUCCAAGCCAUCCAUGAAAGACAACCAGGAGAAGAUCCUUAACGAGAAAAUGAAGGCAAAGAAAUUACGAAUACAACACAGGCUAGAGAGUGUCAAGCGCGAGCGUGAGUCAAGAACCCCUGGAGGGCGUGUCUGUAUAGCGGCACCUGAGACACCAGUCGUCUUUGAUUUGGAGGCUUCAUACGAGCCACAAGCCACAAGUCUACCAGACAAUUUUUCAUCCAAGAGCUACCUACUUCUCUCAGUCCCUCUCUCUACCUGCGGAGAACUGUCAUUAGGAGGAAACAAAGGAAGCUGGGGAAAAGGUGGUAACAAAGGCAACCAAGCAAACACAGACUGCCACUGUUUCAACACACUUCUARCAUGGCUAUUAUCCAUGGUGUGCGUACCAGAAUACACCCACUAUGAAGACCAUGCAGGUUUUUGCGAAGCGCCGUUCCACGUUAUUGGGCUCCAACAAACAUGGCACGAGGGAGAGCUGUCAAUCAAAGUUGGAAUCUGCAGYAGGGAGGAGUUUCAGGGUACUCGCGCAAAGCAAGGAAGUAAUAGGAACAACUUUCAAACUGCGGUGGCCAAGUUCUUAAGGACUAAUACUCUAAGUAGUGUCUUGACUAAGAUAGUAGGUUACCCRCCUGUGUUUGUCAACAUGUCCUUCAGUCAAAAAAACUUGUCGUCGUUAUUAACAAUCAACCCAGACCCCCAGGCCAUGAUCCGCGUUUUUGGAGCGGAGCCUGGUUUCUACUGGAAGACGCACGAGGUCGAGGACACAAUCGAUACCAGCUCGUCCAACAUUGAAUACUGCGGACCGGAAAUUCAAAACACUUUGAUGCUUGUUCAGUUUCUUGCACUUCAUGAUCCCAUGUGCAUGUUUGAUAUAUUGAACCGUGUGUGGAAGGAAGGGCUAGACCUGGCUGGUGUUCGUCUGUUGUAUACUCAUAGAGUACCCUUUGAUGAAAGACCAGGCUUAGAUCAGUCCAGUUCUAACGUCUUCCAAAAUGGCAGUCCUCUACUUGCUCUAGCCAUCAGGGGUCCGCACUCCUUGUCCCGUUGGCUCGAUGCAGUAGGCCCUAAAGACACAUGGCUUKCGCGUCGGACAGACCCCACCUCCUUACGAGCAGUCUAUGGCACCGAAGACAAGGAAGACCAUUUAUUCUAUUGCCCACGCAAUACUGACCGUGCAAAAACAGAACUAGCUCGUUGGUUUGGAGGCCGGGUACCCCCAGGAGAUACGUUGAAUAUCGGUAGUGAUGAUGUGGUUGUGCAAAGACCAAGGUCCGGGUCCCGGGGAAGGAAAGAGGAACACGCAGGAACACCAACGAGCGCUCUCCACACUCCUUUACCUUCUCCCCCGUGUACUCUGGUUGCGUCCACAGAAUCCUUGGUCGUGAUUGUUGCUUCUCCGCWMAUCCUUCCCAGAUGCCAUGGAAUCAUUCUGGCUAUUUGUAACUCUAGGGGGUUCACACUACAGGGAAUACGAAGAAUCAGAUUCCAUCCACCAAAUCAGAAAGACGGCAAUAGAGAUGCCUUAGGACUAACUGCCUCUCAACUUCCUAUAUUCUGCCCAGCCAAGAGCUUUGCAAGCGACCAGUCUGCGUCUCAAGUUUUUGUUUUUGACRGCCRUAACCCGGAUGCGCAGACGCCAUUUUCUUGCGCCUGUACUAUGAUUUGUUUACGUAAAGAGAACGGAAUACACCAAGUAUCCUCCCUCGUGGCAGCCUUAACAGACGAGUUAUCCCACAUGGAGUACCUGCCACGCGAGAUAACAUCCCAAGGCCAAGCAGUUGCCAGCAAGUUGUGUUUUGCAGCCRUCCCCUUCAGCGAACACAUUGGACAUAUCCUCGGAAAGAAGAUGAAGGAAACGCAAAAYUCCAACCUYUUCGCCGCUGCUUCGUUGAGCCAUUCCUUCCACUCUAACCCUGAACUGGAACAAGUUUGUGUGCUAACUCUGCUGAAGGAGAAAGCGACGAGGUACUGCCACGAUAUUCUUGAUCAACUCACUCUCGACUCGCCUCGUACUUUCCAAAUGAACACAGAUGAUUUUGAUAARAUCUACUGUGGCUUCGAACUGCUUGGCAUCAAGUUCGUKUCCUCMAUGACUAUGCAUCAAGCAAAAGAGUUCACACCUUAUGAAAUAGGCGACAAACUGUGGCAAAGCAGCCUUAAACCCCUAACAUCAGGACCUGCCUUGAUUUGUGCGCUGCGGGGUAUAAACGCCUUUGAAAGACUGCGGCACUUUAUCCAUAGUCACUACGGCUGCUCUCCAAAGAAGCGUCCUCUACAAAACAAGGAUGAAAGGUGUCCUGAUAUGUUCAUGUCUUCGACUCCUGAGAUYGCGUAUCGUCAGCUGACGGCCAUCUUCUUCGAACACGAGCUCCAUGCUGAYCAUUCCAUGCGCGCAAAUCAGCACCACCUACCACAAACACGGAGAGAUCUUAUAACUAAUGGAGCUAGCCAUAUAGAAGCCAGUCCAAAGCAGAAAGUAAAGAAAUCCGCACGAAGUAACAGCCCUGCACGUGGGAAUGCACAUACCAACGGGACGUUAUCACCUGAUGAUGUACCUAUCAUUGCCAGUCUCUUAGCAGGACCGCGAUUGCUGACYACUGUCUGUGUUAUUAAACCCGAUGCUGUACCCAGACAUGUGGGCAAGGUUCUCAAGAGGCUUACCCGUGAAGGGUUCAAUGUUGUCAAUAUGAAGAUGGACUACCUGUCUGAAGGAGAUGGUUUGGCGUUAGUCCUACGAGACUGGGAUUCCUUGAAAGAUGAUCAGGAUACCCAUGUCAAACACCUUACCUCUGGUCCAGUGAUCAUACUYAGCCUUCAGAGAGAGAAUGCUAUUGGUAAGCUACUAGAUGUAYUAGGACCAGGCAAUCCUGAUGAAUGUCGACAGGAGUCACAGUUCUAUCUUAGAGGAUCGUAUGGACUUGAUCGGAUCAGGAACGCACUAUACGGUUCGUGUUCAUAUGAGAAUGCAGUCCAAGACCAUAAGCUGUUGUUCGCCCAAGGUGUCUGUUGUUCACCGACCAUUGAUCUUAAAGCUGAGGGGAUUCCUUGCCUGUCAUCUGAUAAGAUUUUCAACGCUGACGCUCAAAGAACCCUUGUAGAUGUCCCAGAAGACUCCAAAUCUAAUUGCAGUACAGUUAGCGAAUUCUCAACUGUUUAUCUGCCACCCUCCUUACUCGAAGUCAACUGUAUUCUACUGCUGCCAAAUCUAUUGAAAAUCCAGGGGGGAGCCUCAACUAUCAGGUCGAGUCCAGGGUUUACCGAAGUCAUCGAUGGCCUGAUAAGUGUGGGAUUACAAAUCGUUGGACUUCGUAUGUUACGGCUAAACGAUAAACAAGCAGCACAGUGUACGAGGAUGUAUGGGGAUAGUAUACCGGCUGAUAUCAAACAAUACCAAAUGGCUUCGCAGCUAUCCCAAGGUUCUUGUAUAGUAAUGGCGGUAGUCAGAGAUGGAGCAGUCACAUCUUUUGAUACGCUACUUGGAAGUCCUCUGAAGAGCAAUUCUUUGGCUACUAGCUAUGGGAAGUACAUCCUGGCCGCGAAAUCAUUCAAAAAGGCUCGUCGCCUAGUGGAGUGCUUCUUUGAWCAUUUGAUGCAUAACAAGAAGUCCCAGAUAGAGUGCAAGGAUGAUUGAUCUGUCGUGCAGUCAUGGUGUAUGGUACGACUUCAUCAUACCGACCCCAUGCGUUAUUUCUCAAGCUAGGAGUCAAAACUAAAUGAUUCCCUUCUCUUGAGCACUGAUGCUUUAAAAGAAUUACAUUGUUUUGACCCCACAGGUUGGGAUUUAUCGCAAGGGUCUGUAAAAACAAUAAGACAUUUUUUUGUGGUUUGUGGCAUGGUAUAUGGUUGUGAGCCAUGGUUUUGAAAUGGUUUUCAUAAUUUAUGAUAAAUYAUUAGGUAUGAAAUUCGGUCUAACUUAAGGCUAUUUUGUACCGUAGUUUGUGGACCUUUUCCGCUUGGGAAAAAACACUAAAAAAUACUUGUUUCGCUAAGGUACAACCGUAUUUACUUAAUUUCUUGACCAUUCGGAAAGAUACGCUAUAAAACUCAAGGAAAUGACAUGUGGUCUGAAUUGGGAAAGUCUGUUCUGCUUGCCACCGCAUUAGGGAUGUGGGUGGAAGAGGGAAGCGAAGAAGGGGAAGGAAGCGCCUGCUGUGAAGUUCUCCUUUCUCCCUCCCACACACCUCUUUCACUCCUCCACUCCCAUUUAUUUCCUCUCUCAUUUCUCUCCUGCCAGACCCCCAAAGAAUAGGAAAGCAUUUUCCUCAAUAGCGAAAAGGUCAUUUAGCUAUUAUAUAACCUUCAGGGGCAUUUGCGUGGGAUUGUAGUAGAGUGUACUUUCAAUGCGCUACAUUUUAUUCCCUACUGAGAAUAUAUAUUAYCAUUCAGUCGCCCACGCAAGGGAUUCUAAUGGUGGCGACUAACGAUACGUGGAUUCUAUCCAUUCAAGCUGUAUCUUGUAUAUUGGAUUCUAGAUUAGYCGUUCCGAGGUUGAGGGGAAAACUGAGUGGAGUUAACAUUGCAGUGCGUUUUGGGCCUAAAACAGCCCCAAAUUGCACUGAAUGCGAACUCGACUCAGUCAUUCCCUCAACCUCGGAAUGGCUUAUUACGCAUCUUGCAUUGGAUUCCAGAUUUUAUGUCUUAGACCACAGGGUGCCAAAGCUUGGUUUUUGUGUCAGCACAUAUUACAGUAAAUGUAUGUAGUUGAUAAUAAAUCGAUUUUAUUUAGCUAAAUCUUUUUUUUGAAGAAUUCAGUUAUUGUUUUCAGUGUACCUUUGUUUCGCGUCCUGUUCUUAUAAUCUGAUACAUUUACUGUAAUAUACUAAAAAAACGCGAGGUUGGGUUCCCUGUGCUASGGCGGACUCCUCCAAAUUCUCAUAUGUAAGAGAARUCAGCAKUGGCGGAYMCAAGGGAGGGGUGCAGGGGGUGCGCACCCCUCCCUGGUUCAACUCUGCGCCCCUACUUCGAAGAUAACCAAUGCAAAAUAAUGUUUUUUCCCUUUGAUUMUAAGGGGUGCACCCCUCYCUGGGUUAACUUUGUGCAGUGCACCCCUCSAUGAACAAAUUCCUGGAUCCGCCCCUGAAAUGGAACUCUUAAAUGGAAACAGAAGGUUUCAAUACAUCUGCUUAUUCUUACAUUAGCAAAACAAUAUUUCCAUGCUCUACGCAGAGAUGUACAUUUUAUAACGUUUUCCAAAUUUAUCGAAAAUCUCAUUUUCUAUGGCUACCAGUUUCUAAACAUUCAGAACUAGUUUAUAGUUCUUAUUCGGUGAAUUUUAAAAAGUUUAAAAAAUUGGAAAAAAAGGUUUAACUUUAACUCAUUGAAUACUUUACGCGUGAGUUUUCCAAGUUGUUCCAGUAUUGAAUAUUAUUUCAUCAAAAAAGUUUUGCCCUGUUUAGAAAAAAUUUCUUGACACUUGGCGGUUUGAAUCCAAAAAGAGUUAUUCUAUACAUUAUUUAUUUUUGUACCCAACUUUAUUCGUAACUUAUUUGUAAUAUUAUAAGUUAAAGUGAAUUCAGGGGUUUUCACUUUGCUUUAAUUUGACCGCUUAAUAGUAAUAGUAGUUUUAUUAACCGYUUUUACGGAGCUUGAAUGCUGCUCGCGGGAGGGGGUCUAUUUGUAAAGUAUGUAAACAAUGCCUUAUUUGCGAGUUUUGAUGUCUGCCAUGUUGGCUGAACUUUACGAAAGGUUUUUCUCGCCAGCAACGGGCAUUGUUGGCCACGUCAUUUUCUAGGGUAUUUGAUUUUAUUGAAUUUAAACUCCCUAUUAAUCGUACCCUUUCCGCAGCUCCCUCUAGGUAAAACUAGGCUAAAGUAUCCAGUACGAAAACUAUARUUUCACUUCAGGGGMCCGGUUAUACUAAGGGUGGGUAGCGCURUCCGACGGAAGAAUGUUAUCUUAAAUGUAAUGGAUAACAGCAUCGACUCAUCCAMUGGAUAAGGAWUUAUCCAUGGAUAGCGCUAUCCCGCCACUYGUCGUACAAACGGGCCCUAUAUGCCAACAACAAUUGUAARAAGUGGGUUUAUACUUKGAGUAUUUGCACUCAACGAAAGGGAUUAAACCUCAGAAUAUUUUCAGUA